This is a messenger RNA of Striga hermonthica, 3531 nucleotides long. The record is from the annotation of a GenBank genome assembly. Lineage: Eukaryota; Viridiplantae; Streptophyta; Magnoliopsida; Lamiales; Orobanchaceae.
AUGGACACUUACGCAUUGAAGGCAGUGACGGACUUACCUGCUCCAUUUCGCUCUGCUUUUAGUUUCAGGUAUUUCAACUCGUUGCAGAGCGAAUGUUUUCCUACAUGCUACCUUUUCGAUGUGAACAUGGUCAUUUCAGCACCAACUGGAAGUGGAAAAACAGUACUUUUUGAGUUAUGCAUUAUGAGGCUUCUCUCCAAGUCCAUCAAUGGUGAUGGGAAAUUCACCAACCUUAAGGGGACCCUUAAAACAAUCUACAUAGCACCAUCAAAGGCAUUGGUACAAGAGAAGCUGCGGGAUUGGACUCAGAAACUUGGACCACUGGGAAUACAUUGCCUCGAGUUAACGGGUGAUAAUGAGUACUAUAGCAUAAAAAAUAUACAGGAUGCUGACAUUAUUCUUACCACACCCGAGAAAUUUGAUGCUGUGACUCGUUAUCGUAUAAAAGAUGGAGGUUUGAGUUUUUUCAGCGAUAUAGCACUUGUGCUUAUUGAUGAAGUUCAUUUGCUGAACGACCCUCGAGGAGCAGCUCUAGAAGCAAUAGUCAGCAGAAUUAAAAUGAUUGCUCGCAGCCCUGAAAUGAAAUCAAGUUCUUUAUCCCUUAUUCGAUUCUUAGCUGUUUCUGCUACAAUUCCAAAUAUCAAUGACCUUGCGGAGUGGCUUAUGGUUCCUACUCAGGGAAUUAAAAGGUUUGGAGAAGAAAUGAGACCAGUAAAGCUGACUACCAAAGUUUUUGGAUACGCAGCAGCUAAAAAUGAUUUCUUAUUUGAAAAGCGUCUUCAAAACUACAUUUAUGAUCUUCUCAUGCAAUUUUCUGGAGGAAAAUCUGCCUUGAUCUUUUGUUCCACCAGAAAAGGAGCACAAGAAGCUGCACAACGACUCUCCCAGAUAGCAAUGACUUUUGGCCAUUCAAGUCCUUUCAUCAAAAGCAGAGAACAACAGGAAAGAUUAAGGGAAGCCUCAUUGUCAUGUAGUGACAAACAAAUGCAGUCUUACAUACUUUAUGGUGUUGGAUAUCAUAAUGGUGGACUUUCUUUGAAAGAUCGGAAUCUCAUUGAAGGACUUUUUCUGAAUGGCGAUCUUCAAAUUUUGUGCACCACCAAUACUCUGGCCCAUGGAAUAAAUCUACCGGCACAUACUGUUGUCAUCAAAUCCACACAAUAUUUGUAUGUCCUCUAUCUUUUUCUUAGCAUUUCUUUUAAACCUAUUAUAGGUAUCAAGGGUGAGAGGCAGUUCAUCCAGAUUUUCUUAAUGUGUGGAAGAGCAGGCCGCCCCCCGUUUGAUGACACGGGAAUGGUCAUAAUAAUGACAAGAAAAGAAACAGUCCAUCUGUAUGAGAAUUUAUUAAAUGGGUGCGAAAUGGUGGAAUCACAGUUGCUACCAUGUAUGACAGAGCAUCUUACGGCAGAGAUAGUACAAUCAACAGUCUCAGAUAUCACAAGGGCCAUUGAAUGGAUGAAAUGCUCAUACUUAUACGUCAGAAUGAAAAAGAAUCCUCAGAACUAUUCAAUUUCAAAAGGGCUGACUGGUAAUCAAAUAGAAAGGCACUUACAAGAUAUCUGUGUUCAGAAAGUCAAUGAGCUGUCACAGUAUCAGAUGGUCUGGACUGAUGAAGAUGGUUUCCUCCUGAAGCCACUUGAGCCUGGAAGGUUGAUGACAAAGUAUUACCUGAAGUUCGAUACAAUGAAGCACAUUAUACAGGCCCCGGCAAACUGCACCAUUGAAGAUGCUCUUCACAUUAUAUGCCGGGCAGAAGAAAUCUCAUGGAUACAACUGAGGCGGAAUGAGAAGAAGCUCCUAAAUGACAUAAACAAUGAGAAAGAUGGUCGACUUCGCUUCCACAUCCUUGACGAUAAAGGAAAGCGGAAAAAGCGCAUCCAAACCAGAGAAGAGAAGAUAUUUAUUCUGGUGAAUGAUUGCUUGACUGGCGACCCUUUAGUGCGGGACCUAUCCAUGAGCCAGGACAUGAACUCUAUAUGCUCAAAUGGGUCUAGAAUUGCGAAGUGCAUGAAAGAGUACUUUAUUUACAAGAAAAGCUAUCGAGGAGCUUUGAAUUCAACACUGCUUGCCAAAUGCUUGCAUCAGAAGUUAUGGGAUGACAGUCCUUACUUGCUGAAGCAAUUACCUGGAGUUGGAAUGGUGACUGCAAAGGCACUGCAUUCGAUGGGAGUAAUGUCAUUUGAUACCCUCUUAGAAGCUGAUUCAAGAAAGAUAGAGCUGGUGACUGGUCGAAAGUAUCCAUUUGGGAACCACAUCAAGGAUUCUUUGUUGUCUCUACCCCCGAAAAUUGAGAUGGUUCUUGAGGAAACCGAGGGACAAAGGAUGGGAAAGUCGAAGCUUCUGAUAACUCUAACUAGGCUAUCACAGCCGGUUCAAUCAAAUAAGAGACACUAUGCUGAUAUGAUUGUUGGUGUUGAAGAUGAUAACCUCAUUCUAUUCUAUGAAAAAAUAAGAUUGGAGGACUUCUCAAGUCCUUACUGUGCUACGGUGUUAUAUUCAAGUCCUCGGCAAGGAAAGCUGACAAUUAAAGCGGAUCUAAUACAUGAAGAAUUCAUUGGCAUUGAUCUCCAUCAAAAGGUUAUUAUCACGCCACCGUUAGACAUAAAACUCACCAACAAACAUAGACCGAAGGAUCUCACCCCAUUUUACCCCAAGGAUGUUCACACCUUAGAAGACGAUGACGAUCAUGCCUCUGCUGCUUCUAAUAAAUUGAUAGAGAACUCAAUUUCCAUGCCCAGCUUCAAGCUUAUUGAUGAAGAUACGGAAGAUGACAUGUUGGUUGAUGAAACUGAGAUUGAUGACUGUAAAAUUAUAACGGAAAGGACUGUGUUCGACCAUAUUCGAACAAAGGCAAAGAGUUUGCCUGUUUUGCCAAUCUCCAGUGACACACCUUCGCCAUCUCUAGAAGCCUUCACACUUAUCAGAAAACGCACUCGCGAGAGACAUCAUGAACUGGAUAAUGACAUCGAGGUUUCAGGACUACAGAAGGGAAGUAAAAUUUCACGAAAUUCUCAGUAUUUUGAACUUACCGAACCACAGCAGGACGUGAACUUCAAUUUUUCGCCAGACAACCUCUUUGACCUAUUCAAAGACACAGAUUUUUGGAAUGUAGAAGACAAACGAGCGACUGAACAUCAGAAUAUUGAGUCUGGAGCACUUGCUCCUCAAGAAACAAGUCUUCAAAAUGAUGAGGUUCCUGGUACCUGUGUAUCAAUGAAAAAAGAUGAAAUUCAACUCCCUGUAAUCUCUGGUCAAAGCGAUGCGAUCAAACUGCUGUCCCCAAGUUUAGGAGAAAGACAGCUUUGCUCACUGGCAAUCCCCGGAGAAGCUAAGAGACACAACUCAUCGCUUGGGUUUCAGAGCAUAUUUUCUUUUCUGGGUGGGGUAGGGAGACGAUCGCGUUGGGAAAACUCCCUCCUCAGCCGUUUUUAUGCUGCUACGGUUUCCCAAAUCGCGCUUGUCGAUCGGCCCCCGACUCCUGGCCUCUUUGGACUGGAAGAGGUCGGCCCCUUGAGGGGAUCUCAACGCUGA